GACAUGGAGAAUAAAGAAACCCUCAGGGGGUUGCAGAAGAUGGAUGACCGCCCAGAAGAGCGCAUGAUUCGGGAGAAACUCAAGGCGACGUGUAUGCCAGCCUGGAAGCAUGAAUGGCUGGAAAGAAGAAGCAGGAGAGGCCCUGUAGUGGUGAAACCUAUCCUCGGGAAAGGAGAUGGAUUGGAAAUGAACAAACUCUCUCUAGAACCUCAAGCUGAAGGACAAAGCACUGCUGCUUCACCUACACAGAAAGGAAGACGUAGUCCUUCUCCUAGUAGCUCCUCCUCCUCAUCUUCUAGGACAGUUAAAUCUGAAUCACCGGGCGUUAGACGAAAACGGGUAUCUCCGGUGCCUUUUCAGAGUGGACGAAUAACACCACCUCGACGAGCCCCGUCUCCUGAUGGCUUCUCUCCAUACAGCCCUGAGGAAACAAAUCGUCGUGUCAACAAAGUUAUGCGAGCCAGGCUGUACUUGCUGCAGCAGAUAGGACCCAACUCUUUCUUAAUUGGAGGAGACAGCCCUGAUAAUAAAUACAGAGUGUUUAUUGGGCCUCAGACUUGUAGCUGUGGCCGUGGGACAUUUUGUAUUCAUCUGCUGUUUGUUAUGCUGCGAGUAUUCCAGCUUGAACCCUCAGACCCAAUGCUCUGGAGAAAGACACUGAAGAACUUUGAGGUUGAGAGUUUGUUCCAGAAAUAUCACAGUAGGCGUAGCUCGAGGAUCAAAGCUCCAUCUCGUAACACCAUCCAGAAGUUUGUCUCACGCAUGUCAAAUUCUCAUACAUUGUCAUCAUCUAGUACUUCUACAUCUAGUUCAGAAAACAGUAUGAAGGAUGAAGAAGAGCAGAUGUGCCCCAUUUGUUUGUUAGGCAUGCUGGAUGAAGAGAGCCUAACUGUGUGUGAAGAUGGCUGCAGGAAUAAAUUACACCACCACUGCAUGUCAAUAUGGGCAGAAGAAUGCAGAAGAAACAGAGAGCCUCUUAUAUGUCCUCUUUGUAGAUCUAAAUGGAGAUCUCAUGAUUUCUAUAGGUAAGGAUUCAGUCUGCCUCUAAGAUCAUCAACCUGUUCCAGUGCCCAGCAGCAAACUCAGCAGCAAUCUGCAGCUGGAUCACAGAGAAGAACCCAAGACAGCAGUUUUAACCUUACUCAUUAUGGGGUCCAGCAGAUCCCUUCUGCCUAUAAAGAUUUAGCUGACCCAUGGAUUCAGGUGUUUGGAAUGGAGUUAGUUGGCUGCUUGUUUUCUCGAAACUGGAAUAUACGAGAGAUGGCACUUAGGCGUCUUUCCCAUGAUGUCAGUGGGGCUCUGUUACUGGCUAAUGGUGAAAGCACUGGAAAUUCUGGAAGCAGCAAUGGAAACAACACAAGUACUGGAGCUCUGGGUGCAGCUAGUGGGUCAUCUCAGACCAGUAUCUCAGGAGAUGUGGUGGUGGAAUCCUGCUGCAGUGUGCUGUCCAUGGUCUGUGCCGACCCUGUCUACAAAGUGUAUGUUGCUGCUUUAAAAACUUUAAGAGCCAUGCUGGUAUAUACUCCCUGUCAUACUUUGGCAGAAAGGACUAAACUACAGCGACUUCUCAAGCCAGUUGUAGAGACAAUAUUAGUUAAAUGUGCAGAUGCCAACAGUCGAACAAGUCAGCUUUCAGUCUCAACGCUAUUGGAGAUGUGUAAAGGCCAAGCAGGCGAGCUGGCAGUUGGGAGAGAAAUACUUAAAUCUGGGUCCAUUGGUAUUGGUGGUGUUGAUUAUGUCUUAAAAUGUAUUCUUGGAACCCAAACUGAAUCUAGCAACUGGCAAGCACUACUGGGGCGACUUUGUCUAAUAGACAGACUUCUGUUGGAAUUUCCUGGUGAAUUUUAUCCCCACAUUGUCUGUGGAGAUGUCUUACAGGCUGAUACUGUAGUAGACAGGUAUAAUAAACUUCUGUCCCUCUUAACUUUUGCCGUGCAGUCAAUUGACAAUUCCCACUCAAUGGUUGGUAAACUAUCACGGAGAGUAUUUUUGAGUGCAGCAAGAAUGGUGGCCAGAGUGCCCCAUGUUUUUGUAAAGCUGUUAGAAAUGUUGAGUAUGACGAGCUCGAGUCAUUACGCAAGGAUGCGUCGACGUCUGAUGGCAAUAGCAGAUGAAAUGGAAAUUGCAGAAGCCAUCCAGCUAGGCAUGGCAGAAAUGCACUCUGGGGAAUGUCAACAUGAGGACUUUUUGCAGCUGCCUGUGCCAGAUAACUCUCCAGAAGCUACAGAAAGUAAUACUCCUGACAAUACUGUCCAGUUAUCAGGGAAGAGUGGGAAAGGUUUAAGUGAUAAAAAACAGAGUGCCAGUCCAGAGGACAUUUCUGAGACUCUGGCUGGCCUUGCUGUGGGACUUCCUGUUUCAUCAGUAACCACUGAGCAACCAAAGCCAGCCAUUCAAACAAAAGGAAAGCCCCACAGUCAGUGUUUGAACUCUUCUCCCUCAUCCAGUCAUUCCCAGUCACUAUUCCCAACGCUUCUGUCUCCUUCAAACCCAUCUGUACCAGCUGGCACUGUAACAGAUGUCUCUAAACUCAGACCUCAGGGAUUCGUUCCCUGCAAAAUCCCCUCACCUUCUCCUCAAACACAGCGGAAACUUUCUCUCCAGUUUCAGAGAAACUGUUCUGAAAAUAAAGAAUCAGAGAAACUUUCUCCAGUUUUCACCCAAGCCAGGCCAUUGCCAUCCAGUCACAUACACAGGCCGAAGCCAUCACGACCCAACCCAAGUGAUGUGAACAAGCAGGGAGAGACCUCAAAAAACAGUAUGACACUUGACCUGAAUGAUAUUUCACAGUGUGAUGGCAAUAGGAGUAGUAGUAGCAGUGCAGUUAUACCAAGUGAAGAGACAGUGUUCACACCAGUAGAUGAAAAAUGUCGACUGGAUGUUAAUGCAGAGCUCAAUUCCAGUAUUGAGGAUCUACUGGAGGCCUCCAUGCCGUCGAGUGAUGGCACAGUGACAUUCAAGUCUGAAGUUGCAGUGCUUUCUCCUGAGCGGGCAGAAAAUGAUGAUACAUACAAAGAUGAUGUAAAUCAUAAUCAAAAAUGCAAGGAAAAGAUGGAAGCUGAAGAGGAGGAAGCUUUAGCUAUUGCUAUGGCAAUGUCAGCAUCUCAAGAUGCCCUGCCAAUAAUUCCCCAACUACAGGUCGAAAAUGGUGAAGAUAUUUUGUAAAGCAGUGCUGUUACACCAGAAACCCUGCCUGGACAUACCAAAGCAAAACACCAUUACAGAGAAGACGCGGAAUGGCUUAAAGGUCAGCAGAUUGGUCUUGGAGCUUUCUCUUCCUGUUACCAAGCUCAAGAUGUAGGAACGGGGACAUUAAUGGCUGUAAAACAGGUGACGUAUGUCAGGAACACAUCAUCUGAGCAAGAAGAGGUAGUUGAAGCACUGAGAGAAGAAAUAAGGAUGAUGAGUCAUCUAAACCAUCCUAACAUCAUUCGAAUGUUGGGCGCUACAUGCGAGAAGAGCAACUAUAACCUCUUUAUUGAAUGGAUGGCAGGGGGUUCAGUUGCUCAUUUGUUAAGUAAAUACGGAGCCUUCAAAGAAUCGGUUAUUAUUAAUUACACAGAACAACUGUUACGUGGCCUUUCUUUCCUCCAUGAGAAUCAGAUAAUCCAUAGAGAUGUUAAAGGUGCCAAUUUGCUAAUUGACAGCACAGGUCAUAGAUUAAGAAUUGCUGAUUUUGGAGCUGCAGCCAGGUUGGCAUCAAAAGGAACUGGUGCUGGGGAGUUUCAGGGACAGUUGUUGGGAACUAUUGCAUUUAUGGCACCGGAGGUUCUGAGAGGUCAGCAAUAUGGUAGGAGCUGCGAUGUGUGGAGCGUUGGCUGUGUUGUUAUGAAAAAAAAAAAAAAACACCCCAAUCAUCUUGCUCUGAUAUUUAAGAUUGCUAGUGCAACUACUGCUCCAUCAAUCCCUACACAUCUGUCUCCUGGCUUGAAAGAUGUGACUCUUCGGUGUUUAGAACUUCAACCUCAGGACAGACCCCCAUCAAGGGAGCUGCUGAAACACCCAGUCUUCCGUACUACAUGGUAGCUACUUAUGUAUAAGGCUGAUAUACUGAAGAAGAUGCUACUGAAUAUAGAAUAGCUGCCUUGCAGUGCAGUUAAGCACAGCAAAUUGUAUUAUUCUGCUGGCCUUAAUGAUAGAUACAUCAUGGACUUAGGGCCAGUGGAGGACCUUUACCUAAGUAUGUGAUUGACAAAUCGAGAUCUGGUACCUAAGCUCAGUAUGCAACACU
Molecule: messenger RNA, 4231 nt
Organism: Opisthocomus hoazin
Lineage: Eukaryota; Metazoa; Chordata; Aves; Opisthocomiformes; Opisthocomidae
Source: RefSeq, a predicted model, not a curated record